This is a messenger RNA of Arvicanthis niloticus (Nile rat), 3204 nucleotides long. RefSeq names its product zinc finger protein 574 (gene Znf574). Gene Ontology annotation, biological process: regulation of transcription by RNA polymerase II. The record is from RefSeq and is a predicted model, not a curated record. Gene Ontology annotation, molecular function: RNA polymerase II transcription regulatory region sequence-specific DNA binding; DNA-binding transcription factor activity, RNA polymerase II-specific. NCBI's taxonomy places the organism in Eukaryota, Metazoa, Chordata, Mammalia, Rodentia, Muridae. Gene Ontology annotation, cellular component: nucleus.
AGGCUUCAGAAACUUGAGCGUCGAUUGGUCUAAUGACAGGGGCAGACAGCCGAUGAUUGGGCGAAUUGUGCAAUCUGCACAGCGGCACAGGCGGAAGGUGGGAGGAGCGUUGUCGAGGGUGGCCUGAGGUGAGAGCGAGGCUGCGGAGCAGGCGAGACGACGGGCGCUAGAGAGGACGCGGCGCUAGAGUGGCGGUGCAAAGGGACCUGCAGCCCGUGGCCCGGCCUGGGGCCGGCGAGACGGCUAAGGCGGCCCAGGGCCUUGCUGCUGCCAUGACUGAGGAGAGCGAAGAGACAGUCCUGUAUAUUGAGCACCGUUAUGUCUGCUCUGAGUGCAACCAGCUCUAUGGAUCCUUGGAGGAGGUGCUUGUGCACCAGAACUCCCACGUGCCCCAGCAGCACUUUGAGCUGGUGGGCGUGGCUGAUCCUGGAGUCACAGUGGCCACAGAGGCAGCUUCAGGCACUGGCCUAUAUCAGACCCUCAUACAGGAGAGCCAGUACCAGUGUCUCGAGUGUGGGCAACUGCUCCUGUCACCCAGCCAGCUCUUGGAGCACCAGGAGCUACACCUGAAGAUGAUGGCACCCCAGGAGGCAGUGCCAGCUGAGCCACCACCCAAGGUGCCCCCUUUGAGCUCCAGCACCAUCCACUAUGAGUGUGUGGACUGUAAGGCUCUGUUCGCUAGCCAAGAAAUGUGGCUGAGCCAUCGCCAGACACAUCUCAGGGCCACGCCCAACAAGGCUCCUGCCCCUGUUGUCUUGGGGUCCCCAGUUGUCUUGGGCCCCCCUGUGGGCCAGGCCCGAGUGGCUGUGGAACAUUCAUACCGAAAAGCAGAAGAGGGUGGGGAGGGGGCAGCUGUUCCGUCUGUAGCUGCCACCACCGAGAUGGUGACAGAAGUGGAGCUGCUCCUCUACAAGUGCUCUGAGUGCUCACAGCUCUUCCAGAUGCCCGCUGACUUCCUGGAGCACCAGGCCACCCAUUUCUCUGCUCCUGUCCCAGAGGCUGAGGGGCCUGCCACACAGCAGGAAACCCUGGUCCCCUCACCUACUGAGGCAGCAGUGUCUCAGCCUGACCCCCUGCCAGCCUCUGAUCACAGUUAUGAGCUGCGGAAUGAGCUGCGCAACGGGGAGGCCAUUGGGCGAGACCGCCGAGGGCGGAAGCCCCGAAGGAACAACAGUGGAGAGUCAGGUGGGGCAGCCACCCAGGAACUGUUUUGCUCAGCCUGUGACCAGCUCUUUCUCUCACCCCACCAGCUACAGCAGCACCUUCGGAGUCACCGGGAGGGUGUUUUUAAGUGUCCCCUAUGCAGUCGUGUCUUCCCCAGCCCUUCUAGUCUGGACCAGCACCUUGGUGACCAUAGCAGUGAGUCUCACUUUCUGUGUGUAGACUGUGGCCUGGCCUUUGGCACUGAAGCCCUCCUCCUGGCCCACCGGCGAGCCCAUACCCCGAAUCCUCUGCAUUCGUGUCCCUGUGGGAAGACCUUUGUUAACCUCACCAAGUUCCUUUAUCACCGGCGUACCCACGGAGCAGGAGGUGUCCCUUUGCCCACAACACCAGUUCCACCAGAGGAGCCUGCUAUUAGCUUUCCUGAGCCAGUCCCUGCAGAGACGGGAGAGCUGGAGGCCCCAGAGCUCCCCGUAUCUGAGGAGAGUUCGGCCGAGCCUGCAGCUCCAGGCACUUACCGCUGCCUCUUGUGUAGCCGUGAGUUUGGUAAGGCAUUGCAGCUGACCCGGCACCAGCGUUUUGUGCACAGGCUGGAGCGGCGCCAUAAGUGCAGCAUUUGUGGCAAGAUGUUCAAGAAGAAGUCUCAUGUGCGGAACCAUCUGCGCACACACACUGGGGAGCGGCCCUUCCCCUGCCCUGACUGCUCUAAGCCUUUCAACUCACCAGCCAAUCUGGCUCGCCACCGGCUUACACACACAGGGGAGCGGCCCUACCGCUGUGGGGACUGUGGCAAGGCUUUCACUCAGAGCUCCACUCUGCGACAGCAUCGCCUGGUACAUGCCCAGCAUUUCCCCUACCGCUGCCAGGAGUGUGGAGUGCGUUUUCACCGCCCUUAUCGCCUGCUCAUGCACCGCUACCACCACACAGGGGAGUACCCCUACAAAUGUCGCGAGUGCCCCCGCUCCUUCUUGCUGCGACGCCUGCUAGAGGUCCACCAGCUUGUGAUCCAUGCUGGGCGACAGCCCCACCGCUGCUCAUCCUGUGGGGCUGCCUUCCCCUCAUCACUGCGGCUUCGUGAGCAUCGCUGUGCAGCUGCUGCUACCCAGGCCCCACGGCGCUUUGAGUGUGGGACCUGUGGCAAGAAAGUGGGCUCUGCUGCCCGCCUGCAGGCACAUGAAGCUGCCCAUGCUGCUGCAGGUCCUGGAGAGGUCUUAGCCAAGGAGCCCCCAGCUCCCCGGGCCUCAAGGGCCACUCGAACAUCAGUUGCUCCCUCCCCAACAGCCCUUGGUGGUACAACCUCUGCUGCCCCUGCAGCCCCUGCCCGUCGUCGGGGUCUGGAAUGUAGUGAGUGCAAGAAGCUCUUCAGCACAGAGACAUCACUGCAGGUCCAUCGGCGCAUCCACACAGGGGAGCGGCCAUACCCGUGUCCAGACUGUGGCAAGGCCUUUCGCCAGAGUACCCAUCUGAAAGACCACAGGCGCUUACACACAGGCGAGCGGCCCUUUGCUUGUGAAGUGUGUGGCAAGGCCUUUGCCAUCUCCAUGCGCCUGGCAGAACAUCGCCGUAUCCACACGGGUGAACGGCCCUACUCUUGCCCUGACUGUGGCAAGAGCUACCGCUCCUUCUCCAAUCUCUGGAAGCACCGCAAGACUCACCAGCAGCAACAUCAGGCAGCAGUACGGCAGCAGCUGGCAGAGGCAGAGGCUGCUGUGGGCCUGGCUGUGAUGGAAACUGCAGUGGAGGCUCUGCCCCUUGUGGAGGCCAUUGAGAUCUACCCUCUAGCUGAGGCUGAUGGGGUCCAGAUCAGUGGCUAGCUGGCCCCCAUUUUUCUCUUCAGUAUCACCAAGCCCUGAUACUGAAGGCCCUCCAACAGCCCCUUAAAACCUGUGUACAUAUUGUACCCUCUCCUCUCCACCACUUUAUGUAUUCUGUAAUUUUUUUUGAGGGGGUUGCUCUGGAGUCCUUGAUAUGUAAAGGACCCCUCCCCACCUUCUACCUGUUUGGUGGUCUCCAAAUGAAGCAGUCUAUUAAUAAAGACUGAGU